Penaeus indicus is the source of this 1950-nucleotide messenger RNA. Its product is annotated as retinol dehydrogenase 11-like. The record is from RefSeq and is a predicted model, not a curated record. The coding region runs from base 8 to 1384 and encodes 458 amino acids. NCBI's taxonomy places the organism in Eukaryota, Metazoa, Arthropoda, Malacostraca, Decapoda, Penaeidae. The transcript is spliced from 6 exons.
CGAACAAAUGCGUCUUCUCCUGGGUGUCGGGCGAGACUCGAGGCUUUGGUUCCCUAUCCUCCUCGCUGCAAUGGGCACCGUGGGCGUCGUGGUGGGCGUCGUGGUGGGCAUCUACCUGAUCAGGAAGUACCGGGAGAGCAAGUGGGGGAAAUGCAAGAGCAAGAGGCGCAUGGAAGGGAAGAUUGUCGUGAUCACUGGAGCAAACUCAGGCAUUGGGAAGGAGACAGCACGUGACUUGGCAAGUCGUGGAGCCAUUGUAAUUCUUGCAUGCAGGAACCGCCAGGCUGCUCUUGAAGCUGUGAAAGACAUCCGUACUACCACUGGAGAUGGUGACUUGAUUGUCAUGGACCUUGACCUUGGUGACUUGGCAUCAAUCAGGACAUUUGCAUCAAACUUCAUGGAGAAGUUUAGUAAGCUUGACGUCUUAAUAAACAACGGAGGAGUGUUCAUCCCCCCAGAAGAGCGAAGGAAGACUAAGGACGGCUUUGAAGUUCACUUUGGGGUCAAUCAUCUGGGUCACUUUCUUCUCACUCACCUGCUCUUUCAUCAUAUUGAGCGCACACCCAGCUCUCGAAUUGUGAAUGUGUCAUCACUUCUCUACAAAUGUGGCAAGAUAGAUUUUGAUAAUCUGGAUGCAGAUAAAGGCUGGGAUAAGAAAGUCAGACAUAAUGCCCUCUACUGUAACUCUAAGCUAGCAAACAUCUUCCAUAGCCAAGAACUGGCGAAGAGACUUCAAGGCACAGGAACAGGAGUAUUUGUUUUGUGUCCUGGCUUUGUGUACACUGGGCUCAUGAGAUACAGUGCCCACCAGUUCAGUUGGUUCAAAAAACUGUGCUUUGCUCCUAUUAUUUUCCUGUUUAUGAGGACACCUAAGCAGGGAGCCCAGACUACUAUCCACUGUGCUGUAUCAGAGGAAUUGGAUGGUGUGGAAUGGGGAUUCUUACGUGAGUGCAAAAUUGAUAAACUGGAAGCCGUUGCAGAAGACCCUGACACUGCUGCCAAACUAUGGGAUGUGUCUAUGGCCCUUGUGGGGGAGGGAGGCUCUGCAUCAGCAGCCCUGGAAGAUGAUAAUGGCUUUGUUGAGGGGCAAGAUGCAGAAGCAGUAAUGGUGGAGGAAGAGGCCGUUUUGGUGGAAGAUAUUCAAGUGGAGGAAACCACAGUAUUGAAAGCAAGCCCUCAGGUGGAAGAGAAGGGUCCAGCUAAAGAGGAAGAACAAAUGUUAAGAGAAGAAACCGAGUCACCUGAUGCAGAACUAGAGACUCUAGAGAAAGAAGAAAGUGAUGAAGAAGAAGAAGGAGAACUACUAGACGAGGAUUUUGUCAACAGCGACAAGGAGAAGCUGCUGGAACAAAAAAAGCCAGAUGAAGUAAAGUUAAUGAAGUAGGGGUAAAGUAAAUACACCAUCCAUACGAGGACAGUCGCACUUGACAUGCAUACGUAGUCACAAACGAGUAGAAAUUAUGAAUCUAGGAACUGUAUAUGCAUUCAGAUAUAAUCAACUGCAGAUCUGCUUGUAAGCCAAAUCAGAUUCAUAACAUGUUUGAGAUAUGUACAAUUAAAUUUGGCUCAGCAGUGGAAAGUUGGCUGUGUAACACUUGUGAUUUUGCAAUAGUAAAUUUAUAGAUAUUCUAAGGUUUGCUCUAUUUUAUUAAAGCAAAGGCAUAUAAAAGCUGUAAAUAAUUAAAAGCUUAAACGAGUCGUCCUGCAAAGUAUUGCCAAACUCAGGAAAGGCCUUGAGUCUGCUUAAGUGGUAUUACUUCUGUAUUGUGGAUGUUUGUUAUCAUAGUCAUAACAGGGUAAUGGUACCUGCAUUUGCUUACAUGUGUUGUGUUUAUGUGUUGUACAAAUAUGUUGUCUGGUUUUCUUAGACUUGCUCUAAUGAAAAUCUUAAAGAUUAAAUGCUGUUAAAUGUUGCUAUAUCAGCUAUUCAAGCAUUUUAGAUUUAAAUCC